This is a messenger RNA of Emiliania huxleyi CCMP1516, 1686 nucleotides long. RefSeq lists its product as hypothetical. Bases 1 to 1686 code for a protein of 561 amino acids. Gene Ontology annotation, molecular function: DNA binding; DNA-binding transcription factor activity. Lineage: Eukaryota; Haptophyta; Isochrysidales; Noelaerhabdaceae. The transcript has 6 exons. The record is from RefSeq and is a predicted model, not a curated record. Gene Ontology annotation, biological process: regulation of DNA-templated transcription.
AUGGCGUCUCACAACGGUCUAAUCUGCUGGAUGUGCCUUGGCGAGGCGACGCACGCCUGCCCGCGCUGCGACCCCGCAUGCGGGACCGCCGUCUGCCUGACGUGCUUUGAGAAGGCGGCCCGCCAGGCCGACACGAAGCGCAAGCUUGGCCGCCUACGGCACGACGCGCUCGACUGGACCGGCGCGUCGCGAGGAGAGCGGCCGCUGCGGCCGGUCGACAUGGCGACGACGCCAGCUUCGCCGUGCCAGCGCUGCACGCGCGAGUGCCUGCAGCCGCAGCUGGUGCUGCUUCCGGCACCCGCGCCGACGCUCGCUGCAGGCCCCGGCGGCCAGCAGGCACCGCCAGUGCCGGUGCCGGCUGUGGAGGCGGCGGCGGCGACGGCCGCGCCAGCGACACCGGCCGAGGUGCUGCCUGCGGAGGCUGCCUCGCCGCCGGCAGGCGGUGCGGCGGCGCCCUCUGCGGGCAGUGCGUCAUGGCUCACGUUCAUCGGGACGACCAGCGCGUGGGUUGGCGAGGCCGUGCUCGAGGCAGCGGCGGAGGGCACCCGCCGAGCAAAGCGGCGGCGAUGCGAGGGGGGGCAGAGGGAGGGAGGGGGGGAGGAGGAGGAGGAGGCGCCGCGGGGUGUCGGCUCGAGCGGGCGGGCGCGCCUCGGCGGCCCCUCCGCCGACGAGGCGGGCGGCGGUGGCGCGCCGCCGGCCGCGCCGGUCGCGCAGGCCGCCGCGCGCACCAUCACCGCCGCGGGCGCCGAGGCUGUCCGGCAGGCGGACCGCGAGGGGCUUACGCUGGCCACGGGCAGCAGCAACAGCGGCUACAAAGGCGUCUGCUACCGCCCGAAGCAGAGCGGCAGCAAGAAGUACAAGCUGACGGUGACGAGUGGUGGCAAACAAGUCCACCUCGGCAUGUUCGCCACCGCCGAGCAGGCAGCGCUUUUCUACGCCCGCAAGGAGGCGGGCAGGGACACCUGCGAUCUCACCGCGCCGCCGCCGCCUCGCGCACCUACCUCUCCCGCUGGCGCCGAGGCGGUCCGGCAGGCGGAGAGGGAGGGCCUGACUCUGGCCACGAGCAGCAGCAACAACAGCGGCUACAAAGGCGUCGUCUACGAGCCGACGCGGAGUGGCAGCAAGAAGUACAAGCUGCGGGUGACGGGUGGAGGAGGCAAGAGUGUCCACCUCGGCCUCUUCGCCACCGCCGAGCAGGCAGCGCUUUUCUACGCCCGCAAGGAGGCGGGCAGGGACACCUGCGAUCCCACCGCGACGGUCUGGGACGGCUCAGACGUGCUACUGAUGGGCCUGGGCCAGGAGGGCGACAGAGAAGGCGAGGUGGUAAGUGCGGUCUGGGACGGCUCAGACGUGCUACUGAUGGGCCUGGGCCAGGAGGGCGACAGAGAAGGCGAGGUGGUAAGUGCGGUCUGGGACGGCUCAGACGUGCUACUGAUGGGCCUGGGCCAGGAGGGCGACAGAGAAGGCGAGGUGGUAAGUGCGGUCUGGGACGGCUCAGACGUGCUACUGAUGGGCCUGGGCCAGGAGGGCGACAGAGAAGGCGAGGUGGUGCGCUGGGAGGCUGGAGCGUCCGCGUGUGACCUUGUCGCGAUGCAAGUGGCACGAAGCGUUGUUUGCGGCUAUUGCUCAAACCUUCGGGAGACAAGGCCUACAUAUUAUGACUGCAUCCAUGCACUUGGCGCAUGA